AUAGGAGUACAGUUAAUGGUGCCUGUCAUUGUUAAAAUGGUUAAAACAGCGGAUGUAUGUCUAAUAUAGCUACUUAAUUCGUUCGAAUGUCGCGUAUAGCUGACGUUUUCAUUAAUGACUUGAGAAAUGAGAAUGGCAAUUAUUCAUACACCGUUGGAUUAUGCCUUACUACGGUAUUAACUAGCUGGGUUUAAAGUUAUCCCCAUUAGCUAACUCUAUUUAGCUAGUUACCUCUAUAUGGGCUGGCUAGCUAAUAUGGGUUAGCUAGCUAACCAUUAAGAACGAAUGUAUUGCUAGUCAACGAAUUUGCAAAGGGAGACGUGGAAUGACUCAAUGUAACCGCCUCAUUUUAGCAUCGGUUACAAUUGCAGGAUGAGCUUGCUGUAAAAAAAAAUAAACAAGACCGUGCCGGCGGUCGUUAACUCGGUUGUCAGGACCGGGACUAGCUCAAACUCUAGGCGGCGUUUUGCCUUCUCCCUACAGUUUUCAGCAUUAGCUUUGCCCACGAAUAGCUGGUAUGAACUACAACCCGACGCUACGUUAAGGUUUAGUAUUGUCAAUCAUCGCCAAUGACACAGCUUUCGAAGCAUAUGGCCCCUUCAUCAGCAUCCUUUCAGAAUGGACUCUUUGCUGCCUGCUGCUCAGAUCCGUGAGAAGUUCAUCGACUUCUUCCGUUGCCAUGAACACCAGUAUGUCCAUUCAUCCGCCACCAUACCUUUGGAUGACCCCACACUGCUCUUCGCUAAUGCAGGCAUGAACCAGUUCAAACCUAUCUUCCUGAACACCAUUGAUCCGUCCCACCCCAUGGCCAGACUCAAGCGUGCAGCUAACACACAGAAGUGCAUCCGCGCUGGGGGCAAGCACAAUGACCUGGAUGAUGUGGGCAAGGACGUGUACCACCACACCUUCUUUGAGAUGCUGGGCUCCUGGUCCUUCGGAGACUACUUUAAACACCUUGCUUGUACGAUGGCCCUGGAGCUGCUGACUAAGGAAUUUGGGAUUCCCAUCGAGCGUCUGUACGUAACCUACUUCGGGGGUCAUGAAGAAGCUGGGCUGGAUCCAGAUCUGGAGUGUAAACAGAUAUGGCUGGACCUCGGAAUGGACGAGGCUCGUAUUAUACCCGGCAGCAUGAAGGAUAACUUCUGGGAGAUGGGGGACACAGGUCCUUGUGGGCCCUGCAGUGAGAUCCACUUUGACCGCAUCGGGGGGAGAGAUGCAGGCCACCUGGUCAAUAUGGAUGACCCCAAUGUGCUGGAGAUUUGGAACCUGGUGUUCAUCCAGUACAACAGGGAGUCUGAGACAGAGCUGAAGCCCCUGCCUAAGAAGAGCAUUGAUACAGGCAUGGGUCUGGAGCGUCUGGUCUCUGUGCUGCAGAAUAAGAUGUCCAACUACGACACAGACCUUUUCAUCCCCUACUUCCAGGCCAUCCAGAAGGGUACAGGAGCCAGGGACUACACAGGAAAGGUUGGUCUUGAGGACGUAGAUGGCAUUGACAUGGCCUACCGUGUCCUGGCUGACCACGCCCGCACCAUCACCAUCGCCCUCUCUGACGGUGGCAGGCCAGACAACACAGGAAGAGGAUAUGUGUUGAGGAGGAUCCUGCGUCGUGCUGUGAGGUACUCUCACGAGAAGCUGGGUGCUCAAAAAGGCUUCUUUGCUACCCUAGUUGACGUGGUGGUAGAGUCCCUGGGCGAUGCCUUCCCUGAGUUGAAGAAAGACCCAGACAUGGUAAAGGACAUCAUCAACGAGGAAGAGGAGCAGUUCCUCAAGACACUCAGCAGGGGGCGAAAGAUCCUGGACAGAAAGAUCCAGAGUCUGGGAGACAGCAAGACCAUCCCUGGUGACACCGCCUGGUUGCUGUAUGACACAUACGGUUUCCCCCUGGAUCUCACUGCCCUAAUUGCUGAGGAGAGGGGGAUGAUGGUGGAUGUUGCUGCUUUUGAGGAGGAGAAGAAGGCAGCCCAGGUUAAGUCCCAGGGGAAGGGCUCUGGGGAUGAGGACCACAUCAUGCUGGACAUCUAUGCCAUCGAGGACCUUCGCAACAAAGGCAUCGCUGCUACUGACGACGUACUCAAGUACAGCUACAGUGCUGACGACAGCGGCAAAUAUGUGUUUGAGCAGGCUGUGAGCACGGUGCUGGCUCUGAGGAGGGAGCGUGCUUUUGUGGAUGAGGUGACGACAGGGCAGGAGUGUGGGGUUCUGCUGGACAAGACUUCGUUCUAUGCGGAGCAGGGAGGACAGAGUUUCGACGAGGGCUACAUGCUGAGAGAGGACGACUCUGUAGAUGAUAGGAUGGAGUUCACAGUGAAGAACACUCAGGUUCGGGGUGGAUACGUGCUGCAUGUAGGGACGGUUUACGGCACUCUGAAGGUUGGAGAUAACGUCAUUCUGCAUGUGGAUGAGGCUCGUCGUAGGCCCAUCAUGAGUAACCACACUGCCACCCACAUCCUGAACUUUGCCCUGAGGGAUGUCCUGGGAGAGGCUGACCAGCGUGGCUCACUGGUGGCUCCUGACCGCCUGCGCUUUGACUUCACCGCCAAAGGUGCUCUGAGCACAGAAGAGGUGCGACGCACAGAGGAGAUUGCCUGCACAAUGAUCCGCGAUGCAAAGCCUGUCUAUGCCAUGGAUACCCCCCUGGCAGCAGCUAAAGCCAUCCAGGGUCUGCGUGCUGUGUUUGAUGAGACCUACCCUGACCCGGUGCGCGUGGUGUCCAUUGGCAUCCCCGUGGCUGACCUCCUGGCUGACCCCAGCAGCACUGACGGCUUCUUCACCUCCAUCGAGUUCUGCGGAGGAACGCACUUGCGGAACUCUGGCCAUGCUGCACCUUUUGUCAUCGUGUCAGAGGAGGCCAUCGCCAAGGGAAUCCGCCGUAUCGUCGCAGUGACAGGAGCAGAAGCACAGAAGGCCCACAGGAAAGCAGAUGCUCUGAGACAGUCUCUUUCUGCUCUGGGGGACAAUGUGAAGGUUCAGACCGCCCCCAAUAAAGACGUGCAGAAGGAAAUCGCUGACAUGACAGAGUUUCUGGGCAUGGCAGUGAUCUCCCAGUGGCAGAAGGAUAAGAUGAGGGAAGCCCUGAAGGGCUUGAAGAAGACCAUGGAUGACCUGGACCGCGCCAGCAAGGCUGAUGUCCAGAAAAGGGUUCUUGAAAAGACCAAGGAGAUGAUUGACAGCAGCCCUAACCAGCCGCUGGUAGUUAUGGAGAUGGAAAGCGGAGCCUCUGCCAAGGCUCUGAAUGAGUCUCUGAAGCUGCUGAAGACCCAGUCCCCCCAGACUGCUGCUAUGCUCUUCACCGUAGACAACGAUGCUGGAAAGAUCAUCUGUUUAUGCCAGGUGCCCCAGGAUGUGGCCAACCGGGGUCUGAAGGCCAGUGAGUGGGUGCAGGAGCUCUGCCCUCUGAUGGAUGGCAAAGGUGGUGGCAAGGAUAUGUCUGCCCAGGCAACUGGCAGGAACACACACUGCAUAGAGGAGGCUUUGCAGAUGGCCAACCAGUUUGCCCAACUUAAACUGAGUGAAAACGAAUAGAGAGGAGGCUGGGGUGUGGUGAAUGAUUAUGGGGAAAGAUCCCACGAUCCAACCCCACUGGAAUGUUCCAGCUCUGUUCUCUGUGACUCUGAACUGGACGUUCCAGAAAAUUGUAUAGAAACAUUCACCCAUCCAAAGGUUAGAAAGGGAAGCAGAUACAAGAGCCCCCUUUCUCUGCAAUUUUAAGGAGGAUAACAUGGUUUUGAUCCAUGCACAAUUUGAUGGCUCCCUGCAAGAUCUGUGGUCGAAGGAUUAGGUGAUCAAAUGAUUGAUAGGUGUACGAAGAUGCUACCCCCAACAUCCUACCUGAUCUGUCCUGUAUUAGUCCUCCUUCCAUCCUCUCCUCCCACUUUAACUAACGAUGAAAAUACUCAACGGUAAACUGCUUCAGUUCAUUGCUUGUUUCUCUCUAUUUCAUUGGCCUCUUCCAUGUCAUUGUGUUUCACUUCCCCUCCCGGACUGUGGGGAGAUGUGUUCUCUGCAGACUGUCUUUCCUGCCAUUUGUAAUGUACAUUCACAACAGCAACCGUGGCACCUGUCAGCGCCACCAGCUGUGUAACAGUUUUAUUGUCUGUCAUCUCUCAAUAUUAAUGUAGUCAAUUAAUAAUGAAUUUAAAUAAACGGGUGACAUGA
Messenger RNA from Oncorhynchus kisutch (coho salmon), 4155 nucleotides. RefSeq names its product alanyl-tRNA synthetase 1 (gene aars1). Gene Ontology annotation, biological process: alanyl-tRNA aminoacylation. The transcript is spliced from 21 exons. The record is from RefSeq and is a predicted model, not a curated record. Gene Ontology annotation, molecular function: nucleic acid binding; aminoacyl-tRNA deacylase activity; ATP binding. Bases 619 to 3522 code for a protein of 967 amino acids. Lineage: Eukaryota; Metazoa; Chordata; Actinopteri; Salmoniformes; Salmonidae. Gene Ontology annotation, cellular component: mitochondrion; cytoplasm.